Molecule: messenger RNA, 612 nt
Organism: Ilex paraguariensis (yerba mate)
Lineage: Eukaryota; Viridiplantae; Streptophyta; Magnoliopsida; Aquifoliales; Aquifoliaceae
Source: the annotation of a GenBank genome assembly
AUGGCUUGGUUACAGGUGCACCAAGGGAAGGCUGAAGUAGCGGCCAUGUUCAAAACACCUAUGCACUUCAUACUUGCUGGUACUGUUACUGCUCAAUCUGGUUGCUGGUCCAUGCUCAAAGUCGGCCUAGCUGUGAAUACUUCAGGUCCUGUCCGACUCUAUUUUGAGCUAUGGAGCUACAACUACAAGCAGGGCCUCAAGGAAGAAAGAUGGCUGUUGAUGUUCAAGACUGGUUAUUUUCCAUUUGGUUGCGCUAUGAGCAAAACUAAUCCUUGGUACCAAAAUCAGUGGGUCAAAUUGCUUUCCCCAAGAAAACCUUGGUCAUCUGCUGGAAGAAGGAUCAACUCGAUCAUGACACAGUACUCAGACAUCAUUGAAUAUAUGAAUGACGGAGCAUCAACACCAACUAAGUAUCUUGAAAAGAUUAGAGAGAUCAAAUCAAACGGUUAUAAUGGCGUUUUGGGAAUCAGCCUCCAGGGACAUAUUAGGACUCCAAAUCUUCCCUACAUGAGAGCUGCAAUUGAUCAGCUUGCUACUGCAAGAUCUCCCAUUUGGCUCACAGAACUGGAUGUUGCAAGCAGCCCCAACCAGGAUGUUACCGAUUAUUCUUGA